AUGAGGAGCUUCACCGUGGUAACAGCUUCAUUUCUCUGCUGCAUCAGCUGGAUCUCUGUCUCAGUGUCCCAGUCUCAGACUGUGGACGUCCAGUCUGGUGAAGACGUCACACUGCAGUGCUCCAACAUUUCCAGAAGUCCAACUCAGAUGGAGUGGUUCAGACUGGUCAACAGAACCAAAGCCAGCUGUAUCUCCUCUAUGUACAAAGCUGAAAAUGAAGCUUCAUUCUGUGAUGGAUUUCAAAAUAGAUUUGAAAUGAGCUCCAACAUCUCCAAUGUCUUUCUGAAGAUCAAGAGAGUGGAUUUAUCUGACUCUGGACUGUAUUUCUGUGGAUUUUACAAAGACACACACACAGUCAUCACCGAUACAAUACAUUUAUAUGUUCAAGGUGAUAAUGAAUCUGAUUAUGAAGAGGAUUGUAACUCUGAAGAAGUGCCUGGUGGAAUGACAAACCUGAUGAGUGUGGUGCUGGGGGGUCUGACUGUUUUCCUCACUAUAGUGGUCAUUGUUCUGGCUGUUAAACUUCGGACAGCAGCAAAUGAAGAACCGCGUCCUGGAAGAAACAAGAAUCUGGGCUCUGAAGACCUGAAAUCUGCAGCAGCUCUGAGGCUCCUUUCAAAGACAAUGAGAAACAGGAGACCUGCAUCUGAGAGAGAAGUGGAAACUCAUGUUGUCUAUGAUGCCACCAGAUAG
This is a messenger RNA of Seriola dumerili (greater amberjack), 693 nucleotides long. RefSeq lists its product as uncharacterized. Lineage: Eukaryota; Metazoa; Chordata; Actinopteri; Carangiformes; Carangidae. Gene Ontology annotation, biological process: response to bacterium. The transcript is spliced from 6 exons. The coding region runs from base 1 to 693 and encodes 230 amino acids. The record is from RefSeq and is a predicted model, not a curated record.